Molecule: messenger RNA, 1458 nt
Organism: Symbiodinium sp. CCMP2456
Lineage: Eukaryota; Dinophyceae; Suessiales; Symbiodiniaceae
Source: the annotation of a GenBank genome assembly
AUGGUGUCUGCUUGUGGCUGCUGCGAUGGACAACUUUCCGCGGGCGUAGAGGUGAUCGAAGCUCAGGAAGUGUAUCCGGCCAAGAGCUUGGGCGACGGCUCCGAAGGGCGCGAUGGAGUUCCGUGUGCCACCAAGUCCACGGCUCCAAGAGCGCUCACCAAGGAGCUGCGGCUGGAGAAGUUGCAGCAGCUGGAAGUGGAUACAGAAAUUGUGCGUGGUGUUCCACUCCAGGUGACCUUGCGGAACUUCGGGAAGAUGUGGCGCGUAUCUCCGCUUAAAAUGUCGGAGGAGGCCCGUAACAAUCUGUGGAAAAAGUCCGUUCACAUUGACAGCUUCGAUGUGUUCCUUUCCCACACUUGGCAUACGAAGGGAAGGUGGAAAGUCUUGAGCUUGCUCUUGCAAUCUGGUCUUAGCGUUGCCCUGCAUGCUUGGGCUGCAUGCGUGGCGGUGAUGUUCUUGCUGUCGAGCAAUUGCCUCCUCCCACUGCCCUUCGAGUACACCUCCAGGUAUGGUGACGGUACACAGCUCUCGUGUGGGCCUUGGUGCUUGUUGGGCUCCUUCAUCGGCCACGGCGCAGGGCUCCUGCUUGCACCAUACGCCCCUACCGUCUGCUCCCGGGCGCCGAUGUGCUUCCUCGAUGUUGCAAGCAUCAACCAGACAGACAAAGAGCUCAUGGAGCGCGGAGUAUAUGGCAUUGGAGGAUUCCUCUGCAAGUCCAAGGAGUUGCGCAUGUUGUGGAGCACCCCCUACUUUACGAGGUUGUGGUGUGUCUUUGAAGUGGCCGCAUUCCGUACCGCAAAUCCAGCUGGGCGGCUAGCAUUCUGCCCCCUGUUUGUGGAGGUUGGCUCCUUUAUGUGCGUUGCUGGUGCAUACUUUAGCUGCUUCCUAUUCAUGCUUUCGAUACCCUUGGGAAGCGUGGUGGCGCCAAUGGCCUCCUAUGCCAUCGCCCUUGUUCCCGUCUAUGUGCUCAUGCACCAGUUCAGACAGAACGCCGCUGUUAAAUAUCAGCUCUUGCAUGACUUGAAAGGUUUUGACCUUGCAGCGGUGCAGAGUCACAGUGACUUUGACCGCAGGUUUGUCUUCACGGCCAUCCAGGCCUGGUAUGGAAGCACCGAAGCCUUCACCCAAUUUGUGCAAGGCCCUCUCCGGGAAGAGUUGUUGGAGUCUGGACAAUCAACCAUUCCACUCAAGUACAUCUUGCUGCCAUUGGGAGUGAUGGCUUCGCUCUCUUUGGAUUGGGUUGUGGCACUGCUUUGUGCACAUGUCUCCGCAGAUUGGCUCUUGGUCGAGCUUUUGACCAGCUGUUUUGGCUUCAGCAUUUGCUGGUUCUUCGUGUCCUUCAAAGUUGCCGCUUAUCUUUGCGAACGCUUUGCUACACCAUUGUUUCCCGGUCGACUGGACUAUCUGCAGACCUUUGCCUUCUUUGUCCUCUUCGUCUUGAUUCUGGGUUCUUGUUAA